CAUAAAGAAGGAUCAUGGCUUGGUUUGUUAAAAUCCUAUAUUGCAGAUUUGGGAUUGUCCCGAAAAAAUGAAGAAUGCAUUUUAAAAAAUGGAAUUUAUGGUGUCAUGCCUUAUAUUGCCCCUGAGGUCUUAUUAGGCCAGGAAUAUACAUCAGCAGCCGAUAUAUAUAGUUUUGGUGUUAUUAUGGUAGAGAUGACUACUGGAAUACGUCCAUUUUAUGGACAUUCAAAACAACGACCUACUGCUGAAACAAUUCUUUGUAAACUUUCUGAAUGGCAUAAUUUUAUUAACGAAUCAGAUGAGUCUGAUGGGGAAUUUGAUGAACUUGUUGAACUUGAUUUAUUUGACGAUAAUUCUGCUGAAGUUGAUGAAAAAUCAAAAAUUCGAAGUGAAUUUAUGGCUGCUGAUAUGAAAAUUCAAGAACUUUCAAUAACUUUGCAAGGACAUCCUGAUAUCACUUCUCCAUAUAACUGUGUCACCUGCAAUUUUGAUGCUUGUUCUAGCCAUUGCAAACCUGAUGAAAUAUGCGAACCUAAAAGUCACUGCCAGAAUCGUCAUCCUCUUCGUUAUGCGCAAAUUCCUACAAUGUGGAUGUGUGAUGAAUGUAGAAAAAUUUGUUAUGGAAGACGUUUACGAUGUAAACAAUGUGAUUAUGAAUUAUGUUCAACAUGUUUGGCAAACGAGGAUCUUGCUUAUUUGAUGGCAAAUUGCUCAUCGCCUCAAGAUGAUCUUUUUUUUUUAACACU
Messenger RNA from Cetraspora pellucida, 746 nucleotides. The record is from the annotation of a GenBank genome assembly. Lineage: Eukaryota; Fungi; Glomeromycota; Glomeromycetes; Diversisporales; Gigasporaceae.